AUGGUCAAUAGUGCUGGCGCCACUGCGCCAACGACACCUCCUCGCAGCCUUCAUUCUGAAUCCGUGCUCAAGUCUAGGCCACUUGCAGUUGGCUUUGCCGCUGUCGGCGAACACAUCAGGUCACUGACGAUGUCCGACCAUGGAUCGCUUGGGAUGCCGACAACUACAAAGAAUCCGAUGCAGCCGGAAUGCUGCAGCAGCUCCUUUGUGGCUUCGAGGCUCUUCGAGGAGUGCCCCAGCAGAGAGAAGUCGAAAUUACUUCAAGAUUCCCUUGAAGCCGUGCUGGACAAGAUUCUUGGCGGUUCACACGGUGUGAAAGGAGCGCUUGAUGCCUUUGUCCAAUACCAAUUGCACCGUAGCCACAGUCUUGCGAGCAUUUUUUGCGUGCGGCGGCCGGCCAAUGCUGCACCCUUCGAAUUGAGCGACGCACCUGGGCCUACCGUCAACGCCAAGCUUUACAUCGUUCUCGUCUCUUGGAAAGCGGCGAAGGGGGUGGCGAAGGAUGGCGGGUGUAAUGGUAAGGGGAAGGGCCUGGGGAAUGGUAGUAAUGGUACCGACGAGCAAAAGACAGAGGCUAAUUUUUACGUGAACCAAGUGCCGACCGAGCCCGACCGCAACUUCAAAUGGAUCAAUGUUCUAUCAACCGUGGAGUUCAAAAGCAAGGGCGGUACCCUAGCUCCUCCAGCAUUGCACUACCAAGUGACGGAAUGCACUCUCCCUAAGCCAGGGUUCAAGUAUUUGAACCUUCGGAAGGCAACGAAGAAAUCUGCUGAGCCAAUGGCUUCGGCUGUUCGAAGCUCCAACAAGCCAUUGAAUGAACCGACAAAUAACAAACGCGGCUCUGAUGAUGUACCCUCUAACAAGCGCCUCGAAAUCGCCAACCGAAGCAAGACUGCCGAUGAGAACUACAUUGGCGAGGACUGCACUGACGAGAAGGAGCCGAAAAAUAUUCGCAGCCAACAGCGUCAGAGCGAGGCCGAAAUACUCGCGAAGGUGUACGACAUUGCGGGAAAGGAAUUGAAGGCGGGGCACGUCCCGAACAUGGUCUGGUUCCACAAGUUUGAAGAGACCUUCACGGCGAAAAUCAAGAGGGCGCUAGGAAUUCAAGACCCUGACGCUGAAGGACGCAGCUGUGUAUUGAUUAUCAUCGUGCUCGGGAAGCUCAUCCUGAUCACGUCGCUGAGCGAGAACGAAUUGCUUCACGCAUGGUGGAAAGUGGUGGUCUUGGCGCGGCAAUCAACAGUGUUUUACUGUCACUCUUCUGUCCAACCCUUUCGUUACAACCCCCUGAUAAUUUCUAUCCUCGACUGUGAUCCGCUAUCGCGAGCAAAUCAGACGUACCCUCGGAUGGACAAGAUUGUCGUUUCAUUGCGGGAAACAACACAACGACCAUCAGUUCUCCAAGAGCUUGGCCGACUCCGGGUACUAACUGGACUCGCGGUCAUAGAUAUCAUGAUGCGGCCUUCUCGUCGGUUUCAGAAUCACGCGGUGUUAGAGUUACGGGCUGUUACUUUCCUGUCAGGUUCUUCCAUCACGAAUUAUGCCCAUGCAGGAAAUUGA
Molecule: messenger RNA, 1560 nt
Organism: Suillus clintonianus
Lineage: Eukaryota; Fungi; Basidiomycota; Agaricomycetes; Boletales; Suillaceae
Exons: 9
Coding region: 1-1560 (519 amino acids)
Source: RefSeq, a predicted model, not a curated record